AAAUCACUUGCGAUCGAGCCCCGGGCCUCCUGAGCUCGCGGGUUUCUACGUCGACAGCCAUUUUCGAGCUCGUAAACGCCGAAGAGACCUGGAACGCUGACUGCACAUUCGAGGAACGCAUCCCGCCGUACGAGCCGCCCGUGGGACCAAGAGGGUGGUCGUAAACCACUAGAAUCUGAUGUGUGCGGUGCAGCGUGCUUUCGCAGCCCAGACAGCUCGCUGCCACGGUGUACGAGCAGCGCUCGGCACCGGGUGCAGGGGGCGCGGCCUGUUCGCCUCCGAGGCCAUUGCGACCGGCGACGCCGUGAUCACCGUACCCCGCGACGUGUGGCGGCCGCUCUCGGCGGAAGCAGCGCGAGACAAGGCGCCGGCGAACAUCGUGGCCGCGCUUCAUGACGUCGACGGCCGCGUGGGCGCCGGCGGCCAGCUCGCCAGGGCAAUGCUUUGCAGUCUAAACGUCCUGGCGGACGCGGACAGCGCCUACGUCACGUCGCUGCCUCCGCCGCCAUCCGUGCCGGUGCUCUGGGACGCGACGCAAUGCGCGGCACUCGAGGCGUCGCCGCUGCGUGCCAAGGCCGCAGCGACGCGGCGGCUGUGGACCGCGUGCCACGCGUCGCUCCAGCUCAAGCUGGACCUCGAGCCGUUCCUCGGUCUCGUGGCCUUGGUCCGGUCGAGAGCCUAUUCGAGGAGACCGGUCUUCACCAUGGUGCCGGUGUUGGAAAUGGCGAACCACGACGCGCAACCGAAUUGCGACCUGCGCUUCGACGAGGCCCAGGGAGCGUUCGCACUUGUCGCCUUGGCGGACGUCGCCGCGGGCGCCGAGCUCACGGUCUCGUAUGGUCCCUUGUCAAACCUGGAAAUUCUCGACGCCUACGGCUUUACGAUCCCGUGCAACGAACACGACGGCCUAUCGUUCGCCGUCGCCGACGCGUCUGCGGACGUGCUCACGGCGGGAUCCCCCCUCGCGCCGGCGGCGCUCAAGCACUAUAGGAGGGCGCGAAUGACCACCGAAGACGGGGUGAACGCCGCGGCGCGCGGCCACGCAGGCUCGGGGGUCGAUUACUCCCGACCGCUCACGCUCCGAAACGAGCGGGCGGCCGUCCGCGACGUCAUAGCGAGCGUCGAGGAGCGCCUCAGCGCGUAUCCAUCGUCGCCGGACGACGACGCGUCGGCUCUCGAAGGCGGGUCGCUCCCGGACUGGGAGCGCGACGCGGUUCGUGUCCGGUUGGGGGAAAAGCUGGCGCUCCUCCAGCAGCUCGAGCGGGCGGCGACGAGCCUCAAGACGAUGAAUUAGUGUAUAAUAUAUGUGUG
Messenger RNA from Pelagomonas calceolata, 1311 nucleotides. The record is from the annotation of a GenBank genome assembly. NCBI's taxonomy places the organism in Eukaryota, Pelagophyceae, Pelagomonadales, Pelagomonadaceae.